AUGGACGUGAAAUUUGUGAUCCUUUUAGUCUGCCUGCUCACCCUCCUGCCGACACCUGGACAUGCUGAUUUCUUAUAUAAUAGAAUAAGUCCGAAGACGCCGGAGGAACUAGAUGCGUUAAAUCUCAAAUGCGUCCCCGGUAGGACGAUUUUAAAGAUAGAAUCAGUCGCCGAUAAAAGUUUAUACGAUGAAGAUGGAACUGAGGAAGACGAUGGUGAAAUAGAAACGGAUACGAGACGAGUUCAUACAAAUUUUCAACCGAAAGAUGACAGUUGUAAAAUAUGCGUGUGUUCUGUGGAAGGGAAAGAUGAAUACUGCAGCAAAAGACCAGCGAUGAACGUCAACGAAUGUAUGCGAAUGACAAUGAUCAAAGAUAGUUUCAAUAAGAAUAUACCUUUCGAUCAUGAAAGAUCUCUCUCUUAUCGGAUUAGAAGAGUGGGAGAUGAGGAAACUGAAUGUAUACCAUUCCUAUCAGAAUACACGGAUUGUUCUGAAGCAAACAUUUGCACUGGUUGUACAAAAUGCUCGUGCUCGGCGGAAGGGAAUUGGCAGUGCCAAAUGGUGCAGGAAUGUCCAGGGUCGGGAGAUCAGGAUGUGGUAAAUGCAGACACCAUCAGCAAUGCCUAUGAAGUCUUGUUUAAUGAACUAUCUAAUAUGGGAAGUAAAGUAGAGCCAAAAGAUUCCGAACAACAGCAUGAGGAAAGUCGUUUAUUAGGUAACUAUGAAGAUUUGGACGAAGGACAUGUGUCGAUAGUAAAGAGAUCCGUCAGUCAGAAUACAAGCAUUGAUAAUGGAAAUAAAACAAACACUAAUGAAUCGGGUACAAUUCAAGCGAAACAGGUGAACGGUGUAAAAGUACCGAAAAUCUCGAGAAGAACAAGUGUUAUGGAUACAAAAAAUAUUACCGGCAUCAGUGAUUUACAUAUAGAUUUUCAUCAACCUAAAGAAUUCGAUCAUCACAUUGUUGAUAACAAAAUCGAUUCUUUAGUUCGUAAUGAAGAAAAAACUAAAAUCCUAAACCCAAAUAUAGGCGAAGUUAUAGGAAACCAUUCACAACAAAAUAAAGAUAAAGAUCUGUCACAGCUUGUUGUUAAUGAACUAAAGAAAGGUUCUGAAGUAAUUGGUAAUAAGGAAAUAGCUCCUGUAUCAAAUAUCACUUUUACUCCCGAAAAUGAUACUUUGACAGCAAUGGCGUUCAUUGCCGGUGAUCUAUUGAGCAAGUUGUGGAAAAUAGAAAAAGAAUCAAGCGUCGAAUCAAUGGAAACCGAAGUAUUGAAACAUGAAAAACUAGCUGAUUUAUUAGAACUGUUUAAAGAGCCACUUACAAUGAGACAAGAAUUGUUUAUUAAAAAUGCUUUAGAAAGACUUUCGAAAGCUUUAGAUAAGGAUAGGAAAUUGAAAAAUGUUUCAUUGUGCGAGACUUUAGCGUCUGCGGAGAGUAUUCUUGAAAAAAUUACCAAACUCCUAUUACCUAAAAAGAGUAAAAGAGCUAAAAAGAUUACGACGAAAGUAAGGCAUAUGAACUUAUUCGGAAACUCAGAUGAUAUUAAAAAAGAAUUGAAACAAAUUAUGGGGAUCAAUAGUGAUAAUUUAAAUUUAACGUCUAAGGACAAAUUAGUAAUAGAUUACCUUAAUAUAUUUAAAAUGAAUCCUAGGAGGUUCUGUCUCACGCAGAAAGGAAUAUUCUACUUUGCCAGGAUCUACAAAAGUAUGGGAGAGAGUUAUAAAAAAUUUAAAUAA
Papilio polytes (common Mormon) is the source of this 1740-nucleotide messenger RNA. RefSeq lists its product as uncharacterized. The transcript has 9 exons. The record is from RefSeq and is a predicted model, not a curated record. The coding region runs from base 1 to 1740 and encodes 579 amino acids. NCBI's taxonomy places the organism in Eukaryota, Metazoa, Arthropoda, Insecta, Lepidoptera, Papilionidae.